GCACUCCGAUAUGGCAUCACAGUUCUAAGAAUCUCACCACAGAGCGAGUUACGGACGACAUGUUGGUCCAAGCCGCACGUCUCUUUAACGAAAAUAAUGGGGUAUGGGGAAGCAGUCAGAUCGGCCCGCUGAGCGCGAGAAGACUGCGAGAACAAUACCUACCCACAAGCACGGACCAGAGUAGAAGCUUCUACAUCAGGGUGACUAUCGAUGGGAAUCUGCUCGGAAUCCCGUUCGCCUGCCGCUGGAUACGUAAAGUGGUCGAUCAGUAUCACCGUGACAAAGGACUUGCAAGUGGCCUCUUGGGAAUGCUUAAGCAAGAUCAUAAUGAUAUAUACGGUGUCAUGAGUUCACAUCCAGCUGCCUGUCUAGUAGCCACUGCCAACACUUCUGGGAGUGAGCCUCGCACAAAAACCUCAUGGCGUGAUACUGAUCUUGAAGAAACUAUCGAAAAGAUAGACCUUGAUUUUCAUUGGCAAGAAAGCUAA
Molecule: messenger RNA, 488 nt
Organism: Penicillium verhagenii
Lineage: Eukaryota; Fungi; Ascomycota; Eurotiomycetes; Eurotiales; Aspergillaceae
Exons: 3
Coding region: 60-488 (142 amino acids)
Source: RefSeq, a predicted model, not a curated record